Ficedula albicollis (Collared flycatcher) is the source of this 2483-nucleotide messenger RNA. RefSeq names its product enoyl-CoA hydratase domain containing 2 (gene ECHDC2). The transcript has 10 exons. The record is from RefSeq and is a predicted model, not a curated record. Gene Ontology annotation, molecular function: enoyl-CoA hydratase activity. Gene Ontology annotation, biological process: fatty acid beta-oxidation. Gene Ontology annotation, cellular component: mitochondrion. NCBI's taxonomy places the organism in Eukaryota, Metazoa, Chordata, Aves, Passeriformes, Muscicapidae. Bases 62 to 802 code for a protein of 246 amino acids.
GGCGCAGCGCGGCGCGGAGGUGCUGCUGAGCGCGGCCGGCGGCGGUAUUGCUGAAAUCCUAAUGAACCGACCCCACGCGAGAAAUUCACUGGGAAAAGUAUUUGUAAAUGAACUGUUCAGUGCCCUGGACCAGCUCCGCUUCGAUGAGCAGGUGCGUGUGGUGGUGUUCAAGAGCCAGGUGAAAGGAGUGUUUUGUGCAGGAGCAGAUUUAAAGGAACGUGCAAAGAUGGAUGAUGCAGAGGUUGGAGAGUUUGUUAGAAGACUGAGAAAUCUUAUGGAUGAAAUAGCUGCCCUGCCUGUGCCCACGAUCGCUGCAAUCGAUGGCUACGCCUUGGGCGGUGGAUUAGAGCUGGCGCUGGCCUGUGACCUCCGAGUAGCAGCUUCUUCGGCUAAAAUGGGCCUUAUUGAGACCACACGAGGACUUCUCCCUGGAGCAGGUGGAACCCAGCGCCUGCCCAGAUGUGUUGGAAUAGGUCUUGCAAAGGAGCUCAUUUUCACUGGCAGGCAGAUUGAUGGAGAACAGGCAGCCUCCAUGGGGCUGGUAAAUCACUCGGUGCCACAGAACAGUGAGGGAGAUGCAGCUUACCAGAGAGCUUUAACUUUGGCUAAAGAAAUCCUGCCCCAGGCACCAUUUGCUGUGAAAAUGGGAAAACUGGCAAUAAACAAAGGAAUGGAGGUUGACAUUGCAUCAGGAAUGGCUAUUGAGGGGAUGUGUUAUGCCCAGAAUAUUCCCACCAGAGACCGUCAGGAAGGGAUGGCUGCCUUCAGGGAGAAGCGACCACCUCGGUUCACUGGCAAAUAACACUUUCUGCUUCCCACUGAGCUUUUGGAGAUAAAGCAGGACUGAGGAGGAUCCACUGAUUUCUUAGGAUUAUUUUUACACCACCAUUCUGUGCACUUAACUCCUUCCCUAGGACUGCAUUUCUAACUACUCCACUGGAUCAUUUUUCUGUAGGAAUCUCCAAAAAAAGAUAUAACUUUGUACACCUGAUCUUUAAAGCAUGUUCAUCUGAAGUCAGUGGUUAUGGCUCUCACACAGAUGUCAAGUAAGGAAUAUGGAGAAGCAAACACAGUGCAUCUUAACAGGAAAAACAAACACUGGAGAGAAAUUCAGUUUAUAAAGAUGUAUCAGUGCUGUUCCAAUUGCUUUGACAGAACAAGCAGUACUAGCACAGAGCAGUGGCCCUUCACCCCAGCUCUGCUGUGAGUAGUGCAACACUGACCCACUCCAGGAACCCAAACUCGCCUCCCUUUGGAACCAGUGCUUGAGAAAGCACAGGGCCUGUAUGUGCACAGAUACAUAAAGCCAUCAUAUCAGUCUAUGCCAGACACCCUAAGCACAUAAUAUCUCUCCAGCACCUGUUUUCCUGUGUUGGUUGACUGGAAGUAGAGGUUAUUUUCUCCCUCUGCUUUGAGGUUCUCCAACACUAAAAUGUGCCACACAAUUGAACUCUAUAGCUUCUUACUUCUCUAGACUGGGUCUUUCAACCAAAAGCGAAUUAAUCAGCAAAUGUGGUUUUAGGAAAUGCUUUAUAGGUUAUCAAAAUGAGAUGUGGCUUACCACAUUGGAACUUCAUGCUAUGAUGGUAUCAAAGUAAACCACAGUUUCACUUGUGCCAAAAAGUGUGUGGGAACCUUACCAAAUUAUACACAUACAAUUUUUUUAUGUAAAAAUCUGCAAAGGUAAGCAGAGUCAGGAUUUUCAGCCUUCACAAAAGAUGGCAAAUGCUACAGGUGGAACACAAAGUUUAAAAGUUGCUUCCAGAAUUGUUCAGAAACUCCUGAAGCUGCACAGGAGUAUGAAGAGACCUUUCUAUAAGUGGCAUAUACAAAUACAUACAGUGCAUUUAUACCUUGUAGGCAUGCAGAGUUUUCAGCUUGAAAGAAUUUUGCUCACUGACUGCCUGAAGUGUGGGGGAGCAAAAGAAAAUGGGUAUUUAGCAUCUCUGCACUUGCUGGUUGCAGAACUUCAUGAAAUGACAUGUCUCUCAGACAUCAGGCCUGAUGCCAGCAUCAUCCUUGCAUUUUGUGCAGCAUGGAGGAGUAGGGUUUUGUUUUUUUUUUCAGUUAAGUUGCUUCAGCAAAUUCUCCUGUUUUUAGGAAAAAACAGCACUGUAAGGAGAGUUGUCAUCUUUAUUUUAAAAUCUUGUAGCAAUUGAUUUAAAUUCAUUCUAUUGACACCAAUUUUGACAAGUUUUGUGUUCCAUUUCAUGUAAAGGAAAUUCCACAGCAGACAUCUUAGAAGGGUGGUGGGUAAAAGCCUGCAGGCUGUUUUUAAUUUUUAAACCACCUUCCUAAUUCAAAGCUACAGCCAGCUGAAUUUCUGGUGGAAUUGAGAAAACUUUAUAUAACCAGAUCCACAGAUGAAAAUUAUGCCAGCCAAAAUUAUACUCUUGUACAAAAAACAAUUACACAACACUGAUUAAAUUACUGGAUCAGUACCUUUUGAAGUUGCUGAAAUACACAUUAAUUAGGUUACUGAA